GCUCAAGCUCGACCCCAAGCUAAUAGGGGGCCUAUCAAUGCUGCCGACGAAGACGCAAUGCUUGCGGCUCUCUCCCAUGGCGACAUCAUUCCUCAGGUCCUUCGCAGCUCGACGUCAUCUUCUCCCAGGUCCGCGGAUCAAUGCGCGAAGGGCAAGGACCCUGGAUAGACUCUUUCGGUCUCGAAGAGUGUAUGCUUCUUCCAGAAUCAUUUGACACCAUUACUCGAGAGCUCGACUUGAGCAUCUCUUCCGACCCAGCAUUCGCAGGCUUGGAGCGCGGUCCCAUCGUGUCUGCGAACGAUGUCGUCCUCGCGACCCAGACAGAAAGCGGUCGUGGGCUGCAUUCGGGCAGCAGUGCUACUCAACUUCCUCUUCUGCCACUACCGCAAUCUGCACCCCCGUCUGCUGUUUUGCGGCACCCAGAUCAAGCCGCACUGCCGAUGCUGCAAUCCCCGCAACACUGCUUUGUUCCCCCCACGGACAGUGCCCUGCACCUCUCGCCAACUAUUCAGUAUCGGCAUCCUUUGACACAUGAUACAUGUGCACCCCCUCCACUCCCACACCUGCAGUGGAUACCGAGUGGUGACAGCUCCAGUACUGGCUGGAAGCAGCACAAGCCGCCGACGCCUCGCACGCCUCACGCGUCAGCUUCGCCCGAACAACACUUUGUGCCUUAGGUUCAUGGGAUCACAGUACAGUCUCACGACCGCCCUAUAGCGACGUGAUCAGCGACGUGCUAUUCACCAUGGAGGAGUCGACUGAAACGAUACGAACACCCCUAUACACCAAACGCAUUUAGACCAUGCGAGAGGACGCUAAUGACAUCGACCAUUUGGCGGGCAGAGGGGACGCGCCCUAUCAACUUUGCAAGUACAAAGGAUGUCAAGAUGCGCGUGAUCCGAACGGCACAGAUUGUCGCCGCGCACGUCUGGAUUUAGUCUUUCGUUUCGAGCUGGGUGCCUCAAUUGGUCUGGUGAAUGCUCCAUCCCUUUCCGAGGCGCUCGAGGACCUCUGGUACAUGCGUCUUGGUGACGACGUGC
Molecule: messenger RNA, 1040 nt
Organism: Ceraceosorus guamensis
Lineage: Eukaryota; Fungi; Basidiomycota; Exobasidiomycetes; Ceraceosorales; Ceraceosoraceae
Exons: 2
Coding region: 141-677 (178 amino acids)
Source: RefSeq, a predicted model, not a curated record